AUGGAAGACGCGCCUAACGCCGUCGUCACAGAAUCAGUUGAGGGCACAAUCAAAGCAAAAAUCAAAUCGAAUGUAUCGGAUGAUCGCCUUAACAUUUUCAUCGACCAAACCGGACUGUCUUUUGACCCUGUGACGUCGGAUGAACUAAAGGUGCUGAAGAAUGCUAUCGAAAGGUCUGUUGAGGAAAUCCAGGAAAUGGGUGAAGCUGCGGGGCUAACGUGCUACGAGCUUGGAGAUAUUACGGGUGGUUUUGCUGGGCUUGAAAGCGUGUUCGAAAAGAACUUCUAUGUUCGGGAUGGAUAUAAUGCCCUGUUAACACAGAUGAACGGAUUUUGGCAACAACGAAGACGAGGCAGAAUUGUGCUGGUUGGAAAUUCGGGAACGGGCAAGAGCUGGUAUCAAAUCUUCGUUCUUCGCCAGCUCCUUGCUGGUGACAACAACCCCAACAGAUUCGAGUUUGUUAUUCGCCAAGUUGGAGCCGAAAUUUUCCUCAUCGAUCUGAAAGAAUGCAAAGCCUACCUGUGGGUUCCUGACAAAAUGCAUUUUCCUAUGGCAUAUAUCAUUGACAGGAUGAAUUCCACUCUGUACAUGUAUGAACCGGAACUUUUCAGGGAUGUGCCCCCGAUGAACCUGAAAACAUGUCCCUCGCUCGCUACUCUUUCUCCUUGCGUUAAGAGAAUUGCGGAGUACAGAAAAAGUCCUCGAUACAAGGAGCUAUACUUUUGGCCUUGGUCAUUCUCAGAAAUGAAUGCUGUUGCUCAAGACUCUAAUCUGGGGUUGCCAGAAGAUGAUGUCCUGAAUCGGCAUCGCUAUUUCGGUGGGGUUGUGCGACAUGUUCUUGGCCCGGACUUUGACAAGGUAAGGAGAGAGCUCGAAGGACGGUUAGCCAAUAUCUCAUUCCGGGCUCUCCUCAACAAAUAUCAUGACAUUGACCGUGAUGCGACGGGAAACUAUGUCAGUGGCUACAUUCUUUGUUACGAUGGUUUUCAAAGGGGUCGAGAUGUGUUUGACGAGAAAGUUCUAGAGUACACAAGUGCGGUGGUUAAGACCAAAGUUGAUGACCUUAUCAAUAGCCACUCUUUGAAAGACAAGUUGGAAAUAGUCCUGAAGCGUCUAAAUGAUGAAAUUGUUGAUUUAUCGGGAAAGAACCUUGAGGCUGUUGGAACGGACUUGCUCAGCAGGGGCAGCAAUAUUAAGUGGCUUUCCAAAAGAGUUGGCGCAAAUGGGAGUUGGUCUAGCUUCCGAACAACAAAGAGGGAGGUGAUGAGAUUGUGGGAUGUUGGCGAAAUGCUGCGGCAGCCAGACAAGCUUCUUGUGUCUGUCAAUACCAACUUUCCCUUGGCUGACAUUGUCUUCUCUCAACCGAGCCUGGAUGAGACUCACAACGUGAUUCAAUUUACUUGGCAGGAAUCACACCCAUUCACUGUCCGGGCUUUGUACGAACUUCGUGUGAGGCGGCUGCAGAUUGCUGACACGGUUGCAGUCAACGUUUAUGUGGUUUCUCCCGAGAGAGAAGAACAUGACUAUGUGGAACAAUACUCACCUCUAUGUUUUGAAACCGGAGCUUGCAUGGAAAGCUAUGAUGGAGCAGGUCUUGCGAGAAUUAUGAGUGCUGUUAACUUUGGUUGCAAUAGAACCAGUACUUGUAAAAGCAUUUUUUACGUCCUUCUGUCAGAGGACGUCCUUUCUUUACACCCACCUCGAAGACUUACUCGCCCUGUAUCCGUCACCAUUGCCUACAUUCCAAACCAUAUUCUCUCUAUCCAACGUUUUGAGAAGCUCCAGAUGGAUCAUGCAAACGAAUCCUAA
This is a messenger RNA of Seminavis robusta, 1809 nucleotides long. NCBI's taxonomy places the organism in Eukaryota, Bacillariophyta, Bacillariophyceae, Naviculales, Naviculaceae. The record is from the annotation of a GenBank genome assembly.